AUGUUAAAUUGGUCAAUUAAUGCAACUACAGUUGCUGGUUCACCAAAUGGCAUUAGUGGCUCAAAUGCAUCACUAUUAUCUAAUCCAUAUGAUGUAUUUAUUGGUAACAACAGUAUGAUUUACAUAUUAGACAAUGGAAAUUUUCGAGUUCAACUUUGGCUUCGAAACGCAGUUGUAGGAACGACAAUAAUUCAAGGCAGUGCUGGUAGUGCACUUAAUCAGUUCGGUUUAAUGGCCCAAAUGAGUAUCGAUAUAAAUGGGAAUAUUUAUAUUCUUGAUCCAAAUAAUAAUCGUGUUACAAAAUGGGCUCCAGGAGCUGGUACUAGUUCAAUCGUGGCCGCUGGAAAUGGCAAAGGCAGUAAUGCAAGUCAAAUCAAUGGGGCUUAUGGAAUGUAUGUUCAAACAAGUACAUCAAUUAUUUGGAUUGCUGACACAGGAAAUAAUCGAAUUGUCAAAUGGUCAUCACCAUCAACGAGUACUAUUGUUUGUGGUACAUCUGGUUCAGGAGCUACUCAAUUCUCCUCUCCAACAGGAAUAUUCAUCGACGAAAAUGAUCAAAAUACUAUGUAUGUAGCAGAUACAUUCAAUCACCGAAUACAACAAUGGAGAUCAGGAGAUACCAGUGGAAAAACUGUUGCAGGACAACCAAGUGUUCCAGGUUCUGCACUCAAUCAACUCUAUUUUCCAUCGAGAGUUAUCGUAGAUAUAAAUAAAAAUAUGUUUAUCGUUGAUACCGGAAAUAGCCGCGUCGUCCGUUGGAUAAUUGGCUCCAGCUCCGGUACAAUCAUUGCUGGCAAUUCAGCUGGAGGAAUAUUACCGAAUCAAUUGAAUUUUCCAACAAGUAUAAGUUUUGAUUCUGAUGGCUCUCUUUUUGUUGCAGAUUCACAAAAUCAGCGCAUCGAAAAGUUUUCUAUUAUUUGCUGUAAGUAUCUCGACUAUUAA
Molecule: messenger RNA, 942 nt
Organism: Adineta steineri
Lineage: Eukaryota; Metazoa; Rotifera; Eurotatoria; Adinetida; Adinetidae
Source: the annotation of a GenBank genome assembly